Messenger RNA from Alternaria incomplexa, 540 nucleotides. RefSeq lists its product as uncharacterized. Lineage: Eukaryota; Fungi; Ascomycota; Dothideomycetes; Pleosporales; Pleosporaceae. Bases 1 to 540 code for a protein of 179 amino acids. Gene Ontology annotation, molecular function: beta-phosphoglucomutase activity; sugar-phosphatase activity. The record is from RefSeq and is a predicted model, not a curated record. The transcript is spliced from 2 exons.
AUGGUCGAAGGUCGAUCGACGUCCUUCGGAUCUAUGAGCCAAAGCUCGCAAAUGAGGAGUGCAGAGGGGUUGAUUCCGAAAGAAUUCGGACAAGACGCCAUUGAGAUUCCCGGUUCACGAGCUCUGUUGGACAAGCUCGAAGAGCACCUUGUCCCAUGGUCCAUUGUUACCUCAGGCACGCGACCUCUUGUGCAAGGCUGGCUCGAUGUCAUGAAGCUGGCGCACCCCAAGAAUCUCGUAACGGCAGAGGAUGUGCCCAACGGCAAGCCAGACCCGGCGCCGUACCAGAUGGGUGCAAAGAAGCUGGGGCUGCAGGAAAACAAAUCUUCUAUCAUUGUCUUCGAGGAUGCGCCUGCAGGCGUCAAGUCUGGAAAGGCAGCAGGGUUCGUCGUGGUGGGACUUUACACCACACAUACGCUAGAACAGCUGAUAGAAGCUGGCGCAGAUUACAUUGUCAAGGACAUGCGCAGUGUCACGCUGACAUCAUGGGACAAAGCAACAGGGCAAGGAGACAUACAGAUCGCAGAUGCCUUAGUCUAA